This is a messenger RNA of Debaryomyces tyrocola, 648 nucleotides long. NCBI's taxonomy places the organism in Eukaryota, Fungi, Ascomycota, Pichiomycetes, Serinales, Debaryomycetaceae. The record is from the annotation of a GenBank genome assembly.
AUGUUAUUUUCCGAUUUAUUGGCUACUGCUGUAGCUGCUUUCUACAUUUCGUCAACUCAAGCUGAAACUAAAAACCAAUGGGCCACUUUUCCUUCGGUUGCCAGGACAGCUUCUAUCAAUGGCUUUGCUGACAACAUUUACGAUAGUCUUCCAGAAUGUGCUAGAUCAUGUGUUGAAGCAGACACUGGUAGCACACCAUGUCCAUACUGGGAUACAGGUUGUCUUUGUGUUAUGUCAAACUGGAGUGGUCCAGUUGCUGAAUGUAUUGCUGAAAAAUGUAAAGGUGACAACGUUGAUUCUGCCACAAGCUUGGCACUUUCUAUAUGUUCCAGUGCUGGUGUUCCAAGUCCAUACUGGUUCAUCCCGGCUUCCAUUUCUACUGAAUUACAGGAAGAAGAUACUGCUGAAGUUCUCUUACCUCAACAACAUCUGAAUAUACUUCUGAUGCCCAUACUACUAGUGACGAUACUGAUACUCUCACACAAGCCCCAGAGACUUCUACUGAUAAAACUGAUAGCUCUGCUCCAGCAUCGUCUUCUGCUCCAGAAGAAAUUACUUCUUCAUCUUCUGCUAUUUCCAAUGUUCCAGAAGUUCAAGAUAGAAUUAGCGCUGCCGCCUUCAUCUUCCCCGGUAACAUCUUGGUCUUGA